Molecule: messenger RNA, 2335 nt
Organism: Saccoglossus kowalevskii
Lineage: Eukaryota; Metazoa; Hemichordata; Enteropneusta; Harrimaniidae
Gene: Hat1
Product: histone acetyltransferase type B catalytic subunit
Biological process (GO): subtelomeric heterochromatin formation
Cellular component (GO): nucleus
Molecular function (GO): histone acetyltransferase activity; histone binding
Source: RefSeq, marked validated
GCGAAAGAAGAACCAAGAUGGCGGUUGGUAUUGCAGAGAUCUCGAUUAUGAGAACCUCUUUGGAGCAGUAUGUCACUUCAGCUAAUGAUGCAAUUCAUAUCAAAUUGGUGAAAACACCAAGUGAUAUCGAUGACGAUAGCAAGAACUUCCACCCAGAAUUUACACAUCAACUUUUUGGCCAAAGUGAGAAUAUAUUUGGUUACAAAAAUUUGAAGAUUCAACUGUAUUACAGUGCCGGCUUAUUAAAUCUCUAUUUGGGUAAAACUUGUAGUGAAAAGUUGGACCCAACAAGAUUAGAUAAUAUCCCGGCUGAUGAUAUCGCCAAAGUGAUCAUCGAGAAGCUUGGAGUACAUCCAACUGAUAGUCUUGAUAAAUUUCGAUCAGAGCUGUCGAAAGAAGACAGCUUUACACCAUUCGGUGAUUUACUACAUUCGUAUUCGGUACAUAAAAAUGGUGAAGACACACAGUUUGAGAUAUAUAAAUGUGAUACAACAACGCCUGGAUUCAUAAAAUACCAUGAAAGAUUACAAACGUUCCUGUGGUGGUUCAUUGAUGCCGUUUCAUAUAUUAACAUUGACGAUGAUAGAUGGAUCUUCUAUGUCGUGUAUGAAAGAAGUGUUAUAAAUGGUAAACCACAACACAGUGUCGUAGGUUAUUGUACCGUCUAUAAGUAUUACGCUUAUCCAACUAAAAUAAGACCAAGAAUUAGUCAAAUGCUAAUACUGCCACCAUAUCAAAGACAAGGACAUGGUGCUCAGCUGCUAGAAGCGAUAUAUAUUGACCAUCGGCAGAACCCUACAGUAUUAGAUAUCACAGUUGAGGACCCAUCAGAAGAAUUCAUCUGUCUGCGAGACUAUGUGGAUUGUAAAGUAUGCAUGCAUUUAGCGUCGUUUUCUACCGAGUGUUUGCAGGAAGGAUUCACAGAAGACAUGGCUCAGGAAGCGCAAGUAAAACUCAAAAUAAACCAGAAACAAGCAAGACGCGUCUAUGAAAUUCUACUACGUGUCACAGAUGAAAGUAAUGCCAAUCAAUUUAAAGAGUACCGAUUGGACAUAAAGAAAAGACUCAAUAUUCCAUACCAGAGAGAAAAAUCUGACAUGGAAAAAAUGAAAAAAGCUUUGAAACCUGAAGAGUUGGCAGCGACAAUGGCCGGACAAAGCUUGCAAGAAAGACACAACAACCUAGAAAAAAUGUUUCAAGAACUUUUAGUAGAUUACCGGAAAGUGGUGGAGCGAUUAGCUAGAUCUUAAAAAAUAAAUUUUCAAUUGAUUUAAAUUGCCUACACUGUAUGUGUAAUAAGUAUGCAUACGGGGGAGAAUUAAAAAAAAAAAAAUUCUGAUUGACGGCGACAAUUCUGAAAAGCUGUUAUCUUUUCAUAAAAAAGAAAAAACUGAAUGGGUUUUGGGCGUUAAUUUUUUCUGUCAGUCAUUUUGGGAUCUGUCUGCUCACCAAAAUGAUGGUUACCUGGGAUGCCCUCGCAGUUCCACUUCUGUGCUUGUAUAAAUUUAAGAAAUAUUAGCAUGUGAAAGUCAGUCUGUCAAUCCCAUAUUUAUUUAUAAUUUACUAUCCAUCACAGAAUAAAUUCCCUACAAUAUACUUGUUUAUUAAUAUGACAUGCUCUGAACUGAUUUAUUUUCAUGCGUCUGUGGUAAAUUUUCAAAUAUUGUAAUUGUCAGAUGCUUUUGUGAAAUGUUAUCAUCGAAAAUGUCUUUGAAUAUCAAAUCUCAAUAAUUCCUGGCUGUGGAAAUUAAACCAUUGACAACGUUGUAUAGAUUAUUUAUAAAAUUAUUGGUUUGGGGUUCACCACGUUCUGUCAUAAUUCUAAAAAUUUACGUAAAUUAUUGUUAUCAUUACACUUGCAACAUUUGUAAAUUGAAUAUUGUAAAUGCAUAAUAACAGCCAAGGAAAAUAGUUGAUCACCAUCUUCUUUUUCUCUGUUAAAAUUUUGCAAAUUGCCUUUUCAAACAGUAAUGAUAGAAAUUUGACAGUUUGAAUAUCACGAAAAAUAUGGAAAUAUAAAUAUGAUGGAAGAUUGUAUCUUUGCAUUGUAUGUGUGUAGAUUGUGAACCAAUCUUAACUUGGCCAAUUUUCAAAGGUUAACCAUGCAUUGGUUGUAAGCUAACUUGCUUCAAGUUGUGAAAGGUACCAUUUUCAAAUGGCCAAUCAGUACCAAAUUGUGGUAUUUCGUGUAUAUUUCACAUGUGUAAUUGCCAAUUGUUUUGUCGGUAUUAAUUAAUGACAGACAAUUAUCGAUAUUUAUCAAAUAUUUUACAUUAUUAUAAAACAUGCUGCACAAAAUAUAACAUGCAAGUUAAAUAAAAUUUACAGUUUUUCU